AUGCAAGGUGGGAUACGGAGGAAGCAGGACUUGCUGCCGCGAUACAACACGCCGGCGACGCGGCAGGCGGGGCUCACGACGCCGCUGAAGAAGCUGCUGGCGUACCUGGUGCUGCUAGGGCUGGUGUUCUUGGCGGUGCGGACGGGGCUGUCGGGCAGCGCGGAGCCGCCGGCGGUGGAGCUGGAGGCGCCGCGGGCGCCGCCGGUGGAGGAGCGCGUGGCGGGGGGGCGCGAGGCAGACGUAGCAGGUAUGUAG
Molecule: messenger RNA, 255 nt
Organism: Eremothecium gossypii ATCC 10895
Lineage: Eukaryota; Fungi; Ascomycota; Saccharomycetes; Saccharomycetales; Saccharomycetaceae
Exons: 1
Coding region: 1-255 (84 amino acids)
Source: RefSeq, marked provisional